CCUCUUUCUCCAUCUUGUCAUUUAAUUCCCCUCCCCCAUUGAACUUCAAGGUAUCCAGGGGGGGAAAGACAAUCCGCCACCAUCUUCCUCUUUGCCGCCUUUCCCCGUCCUGAAAACCCGCUCAUCGGAACCCCCUCACCCGGCGCGUCGAGCCCAGUUCAUACUAAAUGAGCUUCCCCCGCGAUGUCAGAGCGGCUGGGGCAGAAUGCAAAAGGGAAGGAUGGCAAGAAGUAUUCGUCCCUCAAUCUAUUUGAUACUUACAAGGGCAAGUCCUUAGAGGUGCAGAAACCGACAGUCACCCCCCGCCAUGGCUUGCAGAGUCUCGGUAAAGUUGCUAUUGCCCGGCGCAUGCCCCCCCCAGCCAACCUUCCGAGUUUGAAAGCAGAAAACAAAGGGAAUGACCCAAACGUUACACUAGUCCCCAAAGACGGAUCAGGAUGGGCAAGCAAGCAGGACACGCCAGAGCCAAAGAGUACCGAUGUGUCUCCAGCAGUGCAGCCGGAGUCGCAGCCACAGCCGGCUUCACAGACGCCUGCAUUAAACCCGCCGAAACUUACCCAAGUUCCACAAGAGGCCCCCCCUCCGGUCGUCGCCGCCGUAAAGACUUGGGCACAGGCCAGUGUUACUCAUGGAGUACAAGGAGAUGGUGGAAAGGUAUCAAGCCGACUAUCGCCAUUCUCUCGAGAGGAAUUUCCAACCCUUCAGGCAGCUGGGGACCCGGAAAAGAGUGGGCAAGACCAGGGAACCUCCGCUGUGUCGUAUGGGCCAGGACCAAGCCUCCGCCCUCAGAAUGUCACGAGCUGGAGGGACGGGGGUGGUAGGGGGGGGUUGGCUCUGGGCACAGUGGAUGGUGAAGGCCGUGAGCCUGCCGCAGACACGGCACAUCCUUCCGGCUCUGAGCCGGGUGCCCGCCCAGGGCUACCUCCCCCUGCACCCCAGCAGUUCCCUCCAUACCGGGGGAUGUUGGCACCAUUUAUGUAUCCCCCAUACCUGCCUUUCCCUCCUCCUUACGGGCCACAGGGGGCCUUCCGCUUUCAAGGACCAGAGGCCCCCAGGUUCCCACGGCUGGCAGCUUCCCGUACUCCACAGUCUGCUCCCAGGAUGUCAGAGCCUGUGAACCGUCCAUCAAUUUUAAAGCAGGAUGACCUGAAAGAGUUGGAUGAACUUGAGCAAGAGGGUGAUGAUGGCUGGGCAGGGGCACACGAGGAGGUGGAUUACAUGGAGAAGCUAAAAUUCAGCGAUGAUGAGGAUGGGAAAGAAACAGACGAUGACGAAAAAAGGGAAACUUUUAUUCCCAGCACAGAGCAGCUGCCUGCACCUUUAGCACAGAGGGCAGCAGAUCCUUCUGAUGCCAGGAAGGGUGCACCCACUGAGGAAAAGCCUCCCCCGGCCAAGGCAGCCUGGACAGAGGGGCCACGAGCCCCAGAACCUACACAAGCACCUGUCGCCAUUGCACCAACUGCUCACAGGGGUCAGCCUGCUCGUCGUGGGUCACAGCCCGAACACAAGGAGAAGCAAGCUGCACCCCCAGUGGCUCCACCAGAAGAUGAGGACGAGGCGUGGCGCCAGCGCAGGAAGCAGUCAUCCUCUGAAAUCUCGCAAGCAGUAGAGAGAGCUCGCAAGAGGAGAGAGGAGGAAGAGCGCCGCAUGGAGGAGGAGAGGAGAGCUGCUUGUGCCGAGAAGCUGAAACGUCUAGAUAUGAAGCAUAAACCAGCUACUGAGGAAGCUGAGCCUGUCACAACUGUUAAGAGUGGGGCCAUUGAAGUGGCAGAACCCAGAAAUCCGACUCCUCCUGCUGUAGAAGAGGAACCCCCAGCUGCUGUGCCUACGCCACAACCUGUUGUGGCCCCGCCUUCACCAGAAGCUCCACCGGUGGUCCAGGAAGAGCCAGCUCCCCCUACUCCCCCAAGACCUGAACCUAAACAGGAGCCAGCACCACCCAUAAGUCGUCCUCCUACCACAGGUCCUGCUCAAGGGAGCUACAGCAAGUUUCAGAAAAGCCUGCCCCCUCGCUUCCAGCGGCAGCAACAGGAACAGUUUAUGAAGCAGUGGCAGCAGACUAGAGAUCCAGCACCUCCAGCGCCUACUGCUGCGCCACCACCUCAACCACAGCAGCCCACAUCUUCUGCUGCUCAGGCUCCACAAAAAGCUCUAUAUAGCGGAGGAUCAAUAGGGCGGGCAACUCCUGCUCCCCAGCCGCAACCUUCUCCUCUGCCUCCUCCCCAUGUGAGCUACGAUCCUCGCUGGGUGAUGGUCCCUCCUUUUAUAGACCCUCGCAUCAUGCAAGGGAGACCACCUCUUGACUACUAUCCCCCUAAUGCAGGGGUGCACCCUCCCACAGGUCUUAUGCCCCGUGAGCGCUCUGACAGUGGGGGCUCAGGCUCGGAUGGAUAUGAUCGUCAUCCUUCUUUGAUAAGAGAGAGAGGGACCCCACCAACAGAUCCAAAGCUUGUGUGGGUUGAUGAUAUGUACACUCCAGAUACACGACCUAUCACAUCCCCUCUGAGGAAGACUCCAGAGGAAGAUGAUCGAGAAAUAAGAAGUGACACUCCUCCUGUUCGCCCUCUUGCACCACAACAACCACAGCCAGCACCUUUUAUUGGCAACUUCUCCACUUUUCCGGAUAAUACCCCGCCCUCUCCUCAACACUCGCAUGGAGGACAUCGCUUUCCUGCUGAUGAGCAACGUGCUUGGCACCAGCUUAACCAUGCAGCACCACCACCACCACCUACUCCUCCCAGUGAUCAGAAACGUCCUGAGGUGGCAUCUACUCAGCCUGCUCCUCCAGCCUCUUCCACUCAUACCCACAGAGAAGACGAUGAACCAGUUGUACUUCAUAGGGAGACUACAGCUCCUCCUCCACCAACACCACCUGUCCAGCCUGAAGCCAUCUCGAAGGUUGAGGUUAACAGUGGUAGGCACAGAGAAGAGAGGAAAGAACCUGCUAAAGAAGAACCAAAGCCUGAGAGAGCUGGACAAGCUGGUAGACCUGAGUAUCACAGGGCUCCACCUCGACGUGAGUCUAAAACAGAGACACGCUGGGGUCCUAGACCAGGUGGUGGUGGAACCCGGAGACAGGAAGAAAAUGCUGUGCCCAUGGGGAAUCUAAGCACUGCUCCUACUCAACGCCGUAUGGGCCCCAUUAAACGGGCAGUGAGGAGGGAUGAUGGUAUAACACGAGAGCAGCAAGAGGUUAAGACUAAUCAUGCACCGCCAAUUUUACUUGAAGUGCAAAAACCAAGGCAAACAAGCCAGCCUAACAGAGAGGUAGAGUCAACAUCUGGUUUAUCCUUAUCCCAGAGAAAGAAAGAAACCGUGCCCCUAACACCUAACCGUGGUUCCCCAGCAAUGAUAUCAACAAAUCGUGGCAGAGGUAGAGGAGAAUAUUUUGCAAGAGGGAGAGGGUUCCGUGGGGCGUAUAGUGGUCGAGGCCGGGGUGGGCGAGGGAGAAGUCGGGAAUUCCGUGGAGGAUACAGAAGAGAGAGCCCUUUUUACAGAGAAGAGGGAGAGACUGAGGGCAAGGUUUCAGGCAUUUCUGGAGGUAGGGAACGCAAUGCAAGUGAAACGCGUAGCGAGGGCUCAGAGUAUGAUGAAAUACCGAAGAGAAGGAGGCAACGUGGUUCUGAGACUGGGAGUGAGACUGAACCAGCUGCCUAUGACAAGGAUUUGGGAAAAAUAGGACUACCACAGCAGCAGGUAGAUAUUGUAGCUGUUGGCAGCCAGCGUCAGCCAGACAAAGGCAGGGAGGCUGGCAGAGGGCGCACUUUUACACCUCGAGGUGUGCCAUCCAGGAGGGGCAGAGGUGGAUCAUCUGUUUCCAUUGCUUGGGGCCCACAUCCUAAACAGCCACCAUCACCUCAACUGCCACAAAAUCAUCCUCCAUCCCAGAAUAAUAAGACAGAGAGAAAGGGUGAGAAGACGGUUAUCACAGUGGGUUCCCCAGUACCUGGUGAUGAACGUCCUCCCCCACCACCCAGGAGGAGGCGUCAUCAUGGUAGGUCACAACAGCAAGACAAACCUCCACGUUUUCGGAGGCUCAAACAAGAACGAGAUAAUGCUACUCGUGUAGAAAAUGGAGUGCAGCAUCCAUCACCACCUCAACAGCAUUCUGUGAUGACACAAGAACAGCACCAAAGGCCUGCACAGAGUGAAGAACGUGCACCCCCUCGCCGAAGCCUCAAGUCUCCAGAGCCUUGCAAUGCUAACUCUGAUCAGGCUAACGAAGAAUGGGAGACUGCCUCAGAGAGUAGUGACUUUACAGAGAAAAAAGAUAGGGGAGAGGUGCUAGUCCAGAAUGGAGGGGAUAUUACUGGCUCAAAUCCUGCAGGAGGAAGAGAACAAAGAAAGGAUUUGUCCAAAAGAAGCUUCUCCAGCCAGCGGCCUGCUAUGGAGAGGCAGAACCGCAGACCUACACACCCUGCUGGGCAACGCACAGGGAGAGGUGGGGCUGGCGGUGGUAGGAGUGGAGAAAAAAGGAGUUGGCCUUCCCCAAGGAACAGAGGAGGGAGAACUAAUGAAGAUCGCCCACCUCCCAACGCUCCCCUCCCCCACCCACCCUCAAGCACCAGUGCAGUGUACAGAGUAGACCGGGUUAUCCACAGUGACCCAGUGGGUAUACAGCAAGCUCUUAAUGAGCUGGGUCAGAGACAUGGGAAACCAGUGCCUGCUAAUCAUACUGUAGACCCUUCAACCAGACACUGCCAACCCAAAGCAGAUUCUAUGCUGGGCGGUCGCGGGGAAACAGUUAAUGAAACAUUUGAUGUCUCACUGCAAAAACGAAAUCCCCGUCCUAGGAAGGGUCGUGACAUUUUAAGAGAGGAUGUUCCAGCUGCUGAAGGGUCUGGCCCAACCUCGGCAUGGACUGAGCAGAAUGCCAGAGAACGUCGCCCAGAAACUCUUUCCUCACACGCCUGGAACCGAGAGCCGAGCAAUGAUCGUGCCAAGCUGUGUGCUUCUUACCCCAUGAAACCAUGGAUGAAUCCCAUUGGCUCCUAUGAAGACCCUUUUAAAUACAGAGGUAAAAGGAAAUGUGUCAUAACUGUUCAAAGAAUAAAUAUGAGGUUUGCUGGGUGAGGGUGGUUGGCACUG
This is a messenger RNA of Bombina bombina (fire-bellied toad), 5088 nucleotides long. RefSeq names its product proline rich coiled-coil 2A (gene PRRC2A). The transcript is spliced from 20 exons. The coding region runs from base 184 to 5073 and encodes 1629 amino acids. Gene Ontology annotation, biological process: cell differentiation. The record is from RefSeq and is a predicted model, not a curated record. Lineage: Eukaryota; Metazoa; Chordata; Amphibia; Anura; Bombinatoridae.